GUAACAUGCCGUGGAACCUCACAAUUCCCAUCGAUCCGACCGUUUGCGUACGUGCCGCGACGCAACGUCGCCGCUGGCGGUGAGUUUGACACUAGGAAUUAGGUCUCGUUGCGUCAGCUGUAACGAGCGAGACCGCCGCGCGAGUGAGAGUCGCGCGCGCUUCUUUCCGCGAGCCGCGACUCGCGAUAACAGUCGGGACGAUGGGGUUAGGCAGCUUCCGAUGGCGACUUGUCAUCGUUCUCGUCAUCGGUUUAUUGCUUUGGCAGACCUCGAAGAUUUGGUUGGCGUUCCUGGAAGGCGAUGCUGCCGUCUCCGAGCAAGAGCUUCAGAUGGAUCAAGCGGUGACACCGUUGAGCCAAAAGGACGAUCUGACUCGACAAAAAGUACACGUGGCCGUGUAUUACGAAGCAUUAUGCCCGGAUUCGCGUAGUUUUAUUUUGAAACAAUUAGGACCAACGUAUCGGACACUUUCGACGAAUAUUGAAGUCGAAUUGGUACCGUACGGAAAGGCUACGACGAUGAAGACAAACGAUGGAUAUCAAUUCUCGUGCCAACAUGGACCUAUCGAGUGUCAAGCUAACAUCGUACACGCAUGUUCCAUCGACGUUAUCAAAGACUCGUCGAUACGACUGCAAUUUGUCAUUUGCAUGAUUGAAAAUAACAUAGACCCGAUAGGGAUAAUGAAUAAGUGCGCCGAACGUAUAUCCGUGGACUUGGAGGCCAUAAAAGAGUGUUCGAACAACGAAAGGGGGAAGGAACUCUUGGCAAACUACGGAAAGAUGACGAACUCGCUUGCACCACGAGUAUCUUUUAUACCGACAAUUACCCUCGAUAGGAGCUCCGAGCACCAAGUAAGGAUAUUGAAAAACUUGUUGAAGGAGGUGUGCCUGCACUUUAAAAUUAUACCAAAACAGUGCUUAUCGUGAAAGAAUACGAAUAGGUGCGACGACACUAGCGAAACAUAUCCACGUAAUCAUCGAAUUUUGUUAUCGUGUUGCAUAAAAAAUUUUAAAGUAAAUAAAAAAUAUAAUAUUUUUGAAAGAAAGCUAUUUUAUCCUUUGUUAAAAGAUACCCGACAUCUCUUGGUAAAUUUAAUAUCGCGAUAUAUAACUAAUUAUUACAUAUACAAUAUAAUUACAUUGGUAAAUUAAUAAAUUUUCUCUCGCAAUGUAAGAAGAAAUUUCAUAGAGCGUACUCUCUGCUAUUAUCAAAAAAAUAUUCUAUUCCCGUUUUAUUCGCGUUGAUACUCUAUAUAUCAGGCCGUUAUCGUUUAUUUCGGGGAGAUAAAAUCGCUUGUAUUAUAGAUAAACACCAGUUUGCUCCCAUAUAAGUAUAUAGGAACAAUUUAUUAACUUAAUAUCAACACUUUAUACAAACUGUGCCGCUUUAUUAUGUACGACAAGAAGUGAAGAACGCCUUUGAGAGAUAUACGGCAGAGAAUAUACUUACAUACAAUAGAAACAAUGUUCAAAUUGGAAUCUGAAGAAAUUAAGGUGUUUAUUAAAAUCGCGAAUAGCUAUAGCCAGUAAAAAAUAAAAAAAAAAAAUAAAAUAAAAAAGAAACCACC
This is a messenger RNA of Formica exsecta, 1567 nucleotides long. RefSeq names its product gamma-interferon-inducible lysosomal thiol reductase-like. The record is from RefSeq and is a predicted model, not a curated record. Gene Ontology annotation, molecular function: oxidoreductase activity, acting on a sulfur group of donors, disulfide as acceptor. The coding region runs from base 201 to 926 and encodes 241 amino acids. Lineage: Eukaryota; Metazoa; Arthropoda; Insecta; Hymenoptera; Formicidae. The transcript is spliced from 4 exons.